AUGGCUGCCCAGUCCUCCGACGUCGAGAUUCUCGUUCACGUAGCCGCACCGAGCCGCCUCUCCGACGACGCCACGUACAGGCGACUCGCGCACGCCUACCUGGCUUUCCAGCCCGACCCGGAUACGACGUUCGGCAUCGUGCCCGGCCCGCCGUCCCCGCCGUCCGAUAAUCUCGACGCGCCGCUCGCGGCACAGCGAUUUCGGGCCGAAUGCGAAUGCCCCGGGGCGGCCGAGUCCUCAACCCCGGCCCGCCUGGUGCCGGCUGCGCAGCUCUCUUUCGGGCCCGACUCGCAGGAUCUCAGCUUCCAGAGCGCCAUUGACAACAACUCCUCGCCCCGGCUUCGCCCCUCUGCGCCUGCUGCUGCGCCUGCUGCUGCUGCCGCCGCCGCCGCCGCCACCACCACCAUCACCACCACCACGACAAGGGCUGUCGAGGCAGAGGCCGCGGCGCUGUCGCAGUCGUCGUGGCAGACGCCGCCGAGCCAAGUGCCAGACUCCUACCCCCUGCCUGGCGCGAGCAUCAUCACCGUCUCCCCCGCCAGGGUUCUCCAGCGCUUCCUCCAGCAACCCCUUGCAGCCGGCUCCCUCUCACGCGAGGACCACGACGACGACGGCGUAGACCAGCCAUCCCCAGGUGCCAGCAUUGCAGUCCUCGACAUUCCCUCUUCUCUCGCCCUCUCUGCAGUCAAGCAAGCCGCCCCCGCCCACGGCCAGCAGGAACCCGAGCAGCAUCUGGCGGCCGACGUCAUCCCCGUCACACCCGUUGCCAUCCCCCCAGGCGGUUUGCGCAAGAGGGAAGCCUCGCCAUCUCAGCACGAGCAGCACGCGGAGCUGAGCUGCCUCGACGUCACGCACAUCUCCUGCAGCUUCGCCAGUCAACAACCGUCGUCCCCUCCCCGCGCCGCAGCGGCAUCAGAACCGCCUGCAAACAAGAUCCCCAAACGCUCACACCACGCAGUCCAAGACGACGCCGACGCCGCCGACGCCGCCGCACACCCUCUCCGCGUCUUGACCGACGGCGAUGCCGUGCUUCUCGAGUCGUCGUACCCCUCUGCCGCUGGCUCGGCAGCCAACUCUCUGCGCAUAACGCCGCCGUCGCCACCAGCAUCCGUCGCCGACAUGGACCCGGCGUCGUUGGUGUCGCCGAAGCUGGACAAGCUGGCUCGUGACCUCUCCUCCAGAUACAGGCCGGUCGCGCGCCGCCACAUUGAUCCCUUCGAGAGGGGGUUCUGGCUGGUCGACUGCACCUCGUGGACCGACACCGUCCGCCACGACACGUGGCUAUUUCUCGCGACGUACCUGCACAGCGGCCGCGCGGGAUGGGGCGUCUGGUGUCGGCGAGACGACCGGCAUCACUGGAUCCGCCUGUACUGCUGGGGCCAUCUGGCAAAGCACACGUACCUGCUGCUGUACCUGGCGAGCGGGAGGCAGAUCAAGGCCGCGGGGGCAAAAUGGCUCGAUUCCGGCGGUGAUGUCGUACUUGAGGCUGGCGGCGCUGCAUAG
Molecule: messenger RNA, 1503 nt
Organism: Ustilaginoidea virens
Lineage: Eukaryota; Fungi; Ascomycota; Sordariomycetes; Hypocreales; Clavicipitaceae
Exons: 1
Coding region: 1-1503 (500 amino acids)
Source: RefSeq, a predicted model, not a curated record